AUGGCCGGGUCAUCGAUUGCACCAGGAGCUGCGAACUCUGCACGGCUCGGCUCUCCCGAAGCCUCAAAGAGACGUUCAUCAGCACUCAGAACUAAGGGAAGAGCUACAAUCUCCAACCCAGCGUCGAUGGUCACGCUUACAACCGGCAGCGGUCACUCUAUCAAGAACUUUGUCGUCCACAAGAAUUUCGCAUGCCACUACUCGCCAGUCCUCAGAGCAGCCUUUGAUAGCAACUUUAUUGAAGGUCAAACUCAAGUUUAUCAUUUUCAGGACACUGAGGAAACAGUUGUCAUUCUUCUAGUGAAUUGGCUUUAUUCUCAGAGUUUGGUUGUAAAAUCUCUCAAAUCACGAAAAAGCAAUGACACCGACGACAUGAAAUUGUUUCGUCUUUGGGUCCUUGCUGACAGAUUGCUCAUACCCCGACUCCAAAACGCUGUCAUGAGCAAGCUAUACAAAAUGGAAGAAAUCUUCCUCGAGACUAUCGACAAGAACAAUUUGGGAUACAUCUACAAUAAUACUGCUAAAGGCGGUUCUCUUCGGCAGCUUGUGCUUCAACAAUUUGUUUUGCUUGACGAUCCCAUCAGGGUAUUCUCGAAGGGCACGGGUUUAUUUCCCAAGGAAAUGCUUAUUUGA
This is a messenger RNA of Cadophora gregata, 633 nucleotides long. RefSeq lists its product as uncharacterized. The record is from RefSeq and is a predicted model, not a curated record. Bases 1 to 633 code for a protein of 210 amino acids. Gene Ontology annotation, molecular function: protein binding. The transcript has 2 exons. NCBI's taxonomy places the organism in Eukaryota, Fungi, Ascomycota, Leotiomycetes, Helotiales, Ploettnerulaceae.